Penicillium riverlandense is the source of this 309-nucleotide messenger RNA. RefSeq names its product FAD-dependent oxidoreductase. The record is from RefSeq and is a predicted model, not a curated record. NCBI's taxonomy places the organism in Eukaryota, Fungi, Ascomycota, Eurotiomycetes, Eurotiales, Aspergillaceae. The transcript has a single exon. The coding region runs from base 1 to 309 and encodes 102 amino acids.
AUGCCACAACCGCCUAUCAUCAUCGUCGGGGCAGGCAUCACAGGGCUGGUGCUGGCGCAAGCCCUCAAGAAGCACUCCAUCCCUUGUGUUGUGUACGAGAGGGACCCCGAUCCGUUGUAUCGAGGCAAGGGCUGGGGCAUCACCAUCCACUGGGCCCUCAACUCGCUGAUGGAAUGUCUACCUCGUCACAUCUCCGAUCGCCUGUCGGAGGCUUACGUGGAUCCUGAAGCGAGUCGCAACGGCGAGAAUGGUCACUUCUUGUUCUUCAACUUGCGCACCGGCGAGGGCGCUUUGGCAAGUGCCGCCUAG